AUGGAUGACACGUCCCGCUAUCCUGUCGUAAAGAUAUUGUCAUCGCUCACCGGCCAAUCCGUCAUCAAUAGCAUCACCAAGAUCUUCAGCAUCUUCGGAAUUCCAAAGGUGAUCAAAACGGACAACGGACCCCCAUUCCAGAGCCACGACUUCAAGCAAUUCGUCCACACGCUAGGAUUCCACCAUAAGCGUAUUACACCGCACUGGCCGCAAGCGAAUGGGGAAGUGAAGAGAUUCAUGCGAACAUUGAAAUGGUUCAUACGAGCGACAACACUGGAAAACAAUAGCUGGACCUCCAAGCUGGGCGAAUUCUUGAUGGCCUACAGGGCAACACCCCAUUCAGCAACUGGAACCCCACCUUUCGAUGUGCUUUUCGGCAGGUCCAUGGGAUAUCUUCUUCCAAGCUGCUCCAAUGACAACCCACCUCGAAGUGGCAAGACACAGAUCUCCAAAAUCGCACAAAACACAAGAUAUACGCUGACAAACGUAGGCACGCCCGGCCUCACAACCUCACUGUGGGAGACCUAG
This is a messenger RNA of Ixodes scapularis (black-legged tick), 528 nucleotides long. RefSeq lists its product as uncharacterized. Bases 1 to 528 code for a protein of 175 amino acids. The transcript has a single exon. Gene Ontology annotation, molecular function: nucleic acid binding. Gene Ontology annotation, biological process: DNA integration. The record is from RefSeq and is a predicted model, not a curated record. NCBI's taxonomy places the organism in Eukaryota, Metazoa, Arthropoda, Arachnida, Ixodida, Ixodidae.